Molecule: messenger RNA, 3288 nt
Organism: Trifolium pratense (red clover)
Lineage: Eukaryota; Viridiplantae; Streptophyta; Magnoliopsida; Fabales; Fabaceae
Product: GTP-binding protein BRASSINAZOLE INSENSITIVE PALE GREEN 2, chloroplastic-like
Exons: 4
Coding region: 1141-2928 (595 amino acids)
Cellular component (GO): mitochondrion
Molecular function (GO): GTP binding
Source: RefSeq, a predicted model, not a curated record
UUAUUUGAACCCACCCUUUGAUUUUGAUUUUUGAGUCCAUCAGUUCAGCCCUAAUCCAAUCCUCUCUCUCUCCUCUUGCUGAAGUCUGUGACAGUCUCUCUCUCUCUCUCUCUCUCUCUCUCUCUCUCUCUCUCUCACUCCCAUUGCUGCUGCCGCCGCACCACCGGCCAUCCCUUCUUCCUCUUAAACCGCCGGUGCAGGGAGCACCACCGCCCACUCUCUCUCGCACGCGUUCCUCUCGCAGGUGUUGUUAUUUGAAAAGUUGGCUCCUGUUGUAGGGAACUUGAAUUGCAUUAUUUACUUAUUAUACCUUUGCAUUCAUAUUCAUAUUCUUAUAGUAGUAGAAUUAGAAUAUACAUUUUUGAAAUUAAUUACAUACCAAUGUAUCGAGCUGGUUUUAUUAUUAUAUAAGAUUAUUUACUUACAUUCUUGUUGGUACUGUACAUUGAAUUAUGUUUUUCAACCACGAAGCACGGACAGUCGGACACAGACAUGACAUUGACACGUCCACGCCGAUAAUAAUUUGAAAAAUUGAUAUAAUUCAAUGUAAUCAUAAGUGUUGGUGUCGGACAUAGACAUCUGUCCUACACAAUUAAUCCAAGGAGUGUCCAUCCUUGCUUCAUAGUUUUUCAACUAUGAGUUGUCUUGUCCAUUAAAAGUCAAUGUGAGUUUAAUCCAUCACUAAAGCCAAGGCCACACAGUGUCUCCAUUGUAGAGUUUGGUGCAGUUGCAGAUGGUAAAACAUUGAGGGGGCGGGGUUCAGGUUAAAGAGGUUGCCAUUGCAUGAGUUUGGCUUCUGUAAUUAGAUUUAUUAACUCUAUCGCUCUUGUCUGAAAUUUUACGAUGUCACUGCUAUGUGGAAGCUAGUGGUUCAACUAGAGGCUAAAGUUACUCAUCUGUGAAUUUAUGGUUGACAAAAACUUGUGACAUUUUUUAAAUAUUUUAACCAGAAGAUACGUUCGUGGAGAGAUUCUAUGACGAGAACAUCAUACAGCGACUAAUUUUCCUCUGCUUAGAAGUUGUGUAUGGAACUGUGGUGGAUUAAUUUCUUGAUAUCUUUAUAGCGGAAGGCAAAUAAGUUGCUUCUAAUUCCAGAGAUCUGAAUCCUUAUUUAGAUUCAGAAGUGAAAAACAGAUAGAAAUGAUUGUAGCUAGAAAUUUCUCCCCUUCAAAGCUUAAGCAGCUCGUUUAUUUAUCACUCCUUUCUGAGUGCAAAAACCAUGUGCAGUCAAAUCUUUUUUCAACCUUAAUACAAGACUCAAACCCACAUCACCAUUGCCUUACAAAAAAUUUACCACAUCCAUCAAGUAAUUUGUUUAGGUAUUUCUCUUCACAACCUGCGGAUUCAGCUUCAAAACAAAAGUUGCCUUUCUCUCGUGAGGGUAAUUAUGAUGAAGGAACUUCCCAAUCUCUUCAUGUCUGCCCUGGUUGUGGGGUUUGUAUGCAAGAUUUCAACCCAAAACACCCUGGUUAUUUCAUUAAACCAUCUGAGAAAGACAUAACUUAUAAAUUGUAUACCCAUCUUGAACCUGUUGCACAAGAGCCUGAGUUCUCUAAUACUGUUAAAAAGGGGUUUGUUAUUGAACCAGAGAAGCUUACUAGUGAUGACAACUUGACAACGAAACAAGAAAAGCCAGUGGUAUGUGCACGAUGUCAUUCGUUGAGGCACUAUGGGAAGGUGAAGGAUCCAACUGUGGAAAAUUUGCUACCAGAUUUCGACUUCUAUCAUACAGUGGGAAGGAAGUUGGCAUCAACAAGUGGGCCCCGUUCAGUGGUACUUAUGGUUGUGGAUGCAGUGGAUUUUGAUGGGUCAUUUCCAAGGAAGGUUGCAAAGUUGGUUUCUGAGACAAUUGAAGAUAACUCUUCUGCAUGGACGCAGGGUAAGUCAGGGAAUGUACCUAGAGUAGUACUUGUGGUUACAAAGAUUGACUUAUUGCCUAGCUCAUUGUCACCAACAAGAUUGGAGCAUUGGAUUAGGCAAAGAGCUAGAGAGGGUGGCAUUAUUAAGAUUACUAGUUUACACAUGGUGAGUGCACUUCGAGAUUGGGGACUUAAGAAUCUCGUGGAUGAUAUAGUAGGAUUGGCUGGAUCUAGAGGAAAUGUGUGGACCGUUGGGGCACAGAAUGCAGGAAAGAGUACAUUAAUAAAUUCUAUAGGAAAGCAUGUUGGAGGGAAGAUUACACAUCUGACUGAAGCACCUGUUCCAGGGACUACACUAGGCAUUGUUAGAGUGGAGGGUGCUCUUCCAAGUCAGGCAAAAUUAUUUGAUACACCCGGCCUUCUCCAUCCUUACCAGAUAACAACAAGGUUAACGAGGGAAGAGCAAAAGCUUGUUUACAUGACCAAAGAGUUGAAACCUAGGACAUAUAGAGUUAAGGCUGGUCAUUCGAUUCACAUAGCUGGUCUUAUGAGAUUGGAUGUAGAAGAAACGUCCCUGGAUACUAUCUAUGUCACGGUGUGGGCAUCGCCUUACCUUCCUCUGCAUAUGGGUAAAGCAGAAAAUGCAAGUAAAAUGUUCCAAGACCAUUUUGGACACCAGUUACAGCCACCAAUUGGAGAGAAAAGAGUCGAAGAAUUGGGGAAUUGGGCGAGAAGGGAAUUUCAUGUUGGUGGAAACAGUUGGGACUCAAGUUCUGUAGACAUUGCUGCUGCUGGCCUUGGUUGGUUUGCCAUUGGACUUAAAGGAGAAGCUGUGUUGGGCGUUUGGACUUAUGAAGGAGUUGAUGUUGUUCAUCGCAAUUCUUUGAUACCCUAUAGAUCGAAUACUUUUGAAGUUACAGGAUUUACUGUAUCGAAGAUUGUCUCACAGUCUGACCGAGCUUCAAAUAAGCCACGUCAACAAAGUGACAAAAAGACGAAGCGGAUUGAUUCAAAAAUGCCAUCCAGUUCGGUUGAAUCGCCACUAUUGACUUCUGUUGGAGACAUAUAAUAAUGAUGUCAGUUUGGAAGAAAGCAAAAGGAAUUGAAUUGUCAUUUAGUUUCUAUACAAUACAAGAGUUGAAUCAAAAUGAUAACUAAACCGAUGAUUUCCGACUUAUAAAUAUCUCAGGGUCAAACAAUGGGAGUGAUGUUGCAUAAGUCAAUCUAUAUCAUAUUCCUCGUUUGUUUCAAAGAGAUGUAAUAGAAAUCAUAAAUGUUUUGUACUGUAUUUUCUAGUCUAUUAAUGCGGACUAGGAUUGGCUCUCAAUGUUUGGAUUCUAUUCAGUUAGUUACUUGAAAUGCCUAGGUAAUCAAUUUUGCACCCAAAAUGAUUCUCGUUUAUGAAUUAAAAUUCAACUAUUUACUAUGA